Molecule: messenger RNA, 1177 nt
Organism: Hemibagrus wyckioides
Lineage: Eukaryota; Metazoa; Chordata; Actinopteri; Siluriformes; Bagridae
Gene: lipib
Product: lipase, member Ib
Exons: 7
Coding region: 59-1093 (344 amino acids)
Biological process (GO): lipid metabolic process
Molecular function (GO): lipase activity
Source: RefSeq, a predicted model, not a curated record
UAUUCGGCUCACUGGAGUGUCUCUCUUGUCAUCUUUUCUUCUUUUUCAUCCGGUAACGAUGGCCGUUUGGUGGAUUAUGGUUCUUUUGGGUUUCUUCUUCUUUGGCAAAGGCGAAGACAAAAAGUGUGACAACUUUUCCGACGUAGAUUUCCACGAAGCGUUCAUCGGCACCAAUCUGUACGUGCGUCUGCUCCUGUACACACGAUCCAACCUGGACUGUGGUCAAGAGCUUCCUCACCACGACUUCACCACGGUGCCUCUUUUCCACGUGACCCGUCCCACCACCUUCGUCAUCCACGGCUACCGGCCCACCGGCGCACCUCCCAUCUGGAUCAACCGCAUCACGCGGCUGCUGGCCGAGCAGGCAGACAUGAACGUCCUGGUGGUGGACUGGAACCGCGGAGCCGCUAACCUCAACUACUUCACCACUGUCGCGAACACACGCCACACCGCUGCCAACAUCACCGCCUUCAUACGCAGGAUGACCGAUGAGGGAGCUUGUCUCGACUCGAUCCACCUCAUAGGGGUGAGUCUGGGUGCACACGUGGCUGGGUUUAUCGGCGCUAUGCUGGGAGGCCGAGUGGGACGGAUCACAGGUCUGGACCCCGCAGGCCCCAUGUUUGCAGGUGUGCCUCCAGAGGAACGUCUGGAUUCGAGCGACGCCCAGUUUGUAGACGUCUUACACACAGACAUGAACUCGUUUGGCCUCAGAGGAGCUAAUGGUCACAUCGAUUUUUAUGCCAAUGGAGGUCUCGACCAGCCCGGAUGCCCCAAGACCAUCUUCUCAGGAAAGUCCUACUUCGUUUGCGAUCACCAGCGCUCUGUUUUUCUCUACCUGUGUUCUCUCAACCAUACCUGUCACCUGACCGCGUAUCCCUGCUCCUCCUACACCGACUUCCUCAACGGACAGUGCUUGCAGUGUGAAGCCUUUAAACCAGCGUCCUGUCCUGUUCUGGGAUAUGACUUGAGCCAGUGGAGGGACAAACUGCUGAAACUCGGACAGACGAAGGUCUACUUCUCCACCACAGCAGAGCCACCAUACAGGAGUGAGUUCACAGACCUGAUACCUGAUCUCCUGAUAAAAUCCCAUUAGAAUCAUGCAGGAUCAAAUGUUCCUUCUGCUUGUGACAGAGAUGAGUUACAUAGUGGACACCGUGACGUGGAAUCAGUACCUGCG